AAUUUAAAUCGGUUAAGUCAGAAAUACGAAGAAAAAGAAAAAAAAAAAAACAAAGUGAAAGUUGGGGCUUAUGAGCCAGCCACUACGAUUUUAAAUAAAAUUAAUUAAUAAAUUUGAAUAUAUAUAAAUAAAAGAAGAGAAGUUGAGCUGGCUCAAAAGAAAUUGUGGUGUGGCGAGUCAAGUUUAUAGGUAUAACGUGAGUCAAGUCAGUGUGAGCCACUCAGCUCGAGUUUUGGGUUUAGUAACGGUUCUAUUGAGUAUCUCACCCACCUACACAGACACAGACGGAGACAGAGCCGAGCCCCUCUCUCUCUUCGCUUCUUUUCUCUCUCUCUCUUACAUUUGGCGUCAAAAUUAGCCGUCAAGAAAGAAAAAAAAAAAAAAAGCAGAAGCCAAACAUCAAAUUGAAAGAUUAGAUCUUUCAACUCCAAACAGCGCAGCGGCUCUGCAAAUACUAUAAACAAAAGCUUUUCUCUUUAUAUUUCUUUUUGGGUUUUCUUUUAAUCUUAUUAUUAUUAUUAUUUAAAAAAAAAAGAUUAUUGUCUGUCUUUGCUCGGCUCAGAUCCGGCUUAGUUAGAUCUAAACCAGCCAAUUCUUUCUUUCUUUAUCUCUGAUCUCCCUCCAAUUUUCUCUUCUUUUUCUUUGGCUUCCGUGUUUGCUUUAGCUUCUUGAAAAUUUCAGUCAUUUGGGUUGGGAUAUUUGGUUUUUGCUUCUCUUGACUUGAUGAAUGCUUUAGCUCUCAGCAAAUAGAGAGUCAUAAAAAAAUUAAAAAAAAUAGCUCCCAAUUCGAGUGAUCGAUAGUUAGCUGACAUUACUAGCCUAACCAAAUACCUUAACUUUCCUGAUUUGCAUCUUCAUUUUCUUUAUUCUAAUGUUUCAGAUGCUUGUUUUUAGAAUUGGCACUUGAAACUCAUAUAGAACUUGAUUUGUAUUCGGGUCGCGGUUUCAUUUUUCUCAUGAUUAUUAGGCCUAAACAGUAAGUGGGAGACCUGCAAACCAAAUGGACUGGACUGUUAAUAACGCUUUUAAAACUUAUAAAGUUGACUGUAAAAGAUUAUUACUUGUUGGAAUAGACAUGGAGCCCAAAUCAGUGAUGGACAUGGCAAUCAUUCAAAGUGUUGAUCCCAUAGAUAUUGGAUUAGGCUCUUCGGAGAAGGGAAAUGCUGUUGUCCCAACAAAAAGAAAAAAGACGAUGACAUCAGUUUAUCUGAAGUAUUUUGAGACUGCGGCUGAUGGAAAGAGUCGGAGGUGCAAGUUUUGCGGACAGAGCUAUUCUAUUGCCACUGCCACAGGUAAUUUGGGAAGGCACCUCAGUAAUCGACAUCCAGGAUAUGACAAGUCUGGAGAUUCUGUCACAAGUUCCACACCACAGCCCAUCACUGUGAUAAAAAAAGCUCAAUCUCAGGCUCAGGGGAAAGCACAGGUUGAUUAUGAUCAUCUGAAUUGGUUGCUCAUUAAGUGGCUAAUCUUAGCUUCUCUUCCUCCUUCAACCUUGGAGGAAAAGUGGUUGGCAAACUCAUUUAAAUUUCUGAAUCCAUCAAUACAACUCUGGCCAGGUGACAAGUACAAAGCAGUAUUUCGUGAAGUUUUCAGAAGCAUGCGGGAAGAUGUGAGGGCAUCUUUGGAUCAGGUUUCUUCUAAGGUCUCAAUUGUUUUAGAUUUCUGGAAUUCCUAUGACCAAAUCUUCUAUAUGAGUGUCACAUGUCAAUGGAUAGAUGAAAACUGGUCCUUUCAGAAAAUGCUUCUUGACAUAUGUCAUAUACCCUUUCCUUGUGGGGGUUCCGAGAUCUACCAUUGUCUAAUAAAGGUUCUUAAGAUGUACAAUCUAGAGAGUAGAGUCCUCUCUUGUACCCACGAUAACAGCCAGAAUGCCAUUCAUGCUUGCCACACCCUGAAAGAGGAUUUAGAUGGACAGAAAGUAGGACCAUUCUGCUAUAUUCCUUGUGCAGCUCGUGCUUUGAAUUUGAUUAUAGAUGAUGGUUUAAGAACCACAAAACCAGUUAUCUCUAAGAUUAGGGAGUUUGUGCUAGAGUUAAAUUCCUCAGUAGAGAUGACAGAAGAUUUUCUUCAAUUAACAACAGCUUAUCAGGAAGGAAGCUGGAAAUUUCCACUUGAAACAUCAACGCGGUGGAGUGGUAAUUACCAAAUGCUUGAUCUUGUGCGCAAGGCUGGUAAGUCUAUUGAUGGUGUCAUAAGAAAGAAUGAGGAGACGUUAGGUAGCAGGUUGUUGCUGAGCUCUGCAGAAAAGAAUGCAGUUGGUGUUGUGCAUGGGUAUUUGGAGCCUUUUUACAAAACCACCAAUAACAUAUGCACGAACAAGUUGCUUACCAUCGGAUUGGUUCUCUUCUUUAUGGAUCAUAUUUCCGAGAUGAUCACCAUAUGCAGAGAGGCCCGUCACAGUCCAGAUUGGCUUAGAAGUGCUGCAGAAGAAAUGGCAAAGAAGGCUAGGAGUUACAACAGUCAGGUUUGCAACGUAUUCACCUACAUGACUGCAAUUUUGGAUCCUCGAAUCAAAAGUGAGCUUAUACCAGAGAGCCUUAGCACAGAAAAUUAUCUAGAUGAAGCCAGAAACCACUUCAUAAGAAAUUAUUCUUCAAGCCAUUUUUCAUCCAUGACGAGUGGGUAUAGUCAAGAGAUUGAAGAUGGAAGCAGUGUUUCUUUUGCAGAGGAGAUAGCUAGAAAAAAGCGGAGAGCAACCAUGAGUAAUGCUACUGAUGAGCUGACUCAGUACUUAUCAGAGCCACCUGCUCCGAUACCAACAGAUGUUCUAGAGUGGUGGAAGGUCAACAGUGCACGUUACCCGCGGCUUUCUGUAAUGGCUAAGGAUUUUUUGUCUGUGCAGCCAACUUCAGUGGCACCUGAAGAACUUUUUUGUAGUAAAGGUGAUGAGAUUGAUAAACAGCGGUUUUGUAUGUCACAUGAUAAUGCACAAGCUAUUCUUUGUAUUAGGUCAUGGACUCAAGGAGGGAUCAAGUUGAAGUAUAAGUCUACAGAGAUAGAUUAUGAGAGGUUGAUGGAGUUGGCAGUUGCUUCUGCAGCAGAUAACAGCAUUUCUGGGUCUGACAAAAAACAAAAAUGACAACAGAGACAUUUGAAGAAUGGAAAACACUAAUUGUGAUUAGUGAAUGGAAGCGAAGGUUGGUGGGAGUAAUUGAGGUUGCUUCCUGCUCAAUCCAAGAUUUAGCUUAACACUUUGCAAGAAGAAACUGGUUUUGGAUACUUUCUUCUGAAUGUUGUACCCUAUCAAAUAUCUUGUAUUUAUGUACAGCUCAAAAUUCUGAGAAUGCUGACGAGAGAGAGGCUAACAGAUAAGUCAUAUGUGAUAAUGUAAACGUACAAUUAAUGUGCUCAGGAGUCAUCAUAUUAGACAGUUUAACACAUCAUAUGGCCGGUAUUUUGCCAGGCCUGUGUUUAUUUAAAUGCAUUUUUUACGCAAAUUGAUUUGGUGAA
This is a messenger RNA of Ricinus communis (castor bean), 3450 nucleotides long. Its product is annotated as zinc finger BED domain-containing protein DAYSLEEPER. The coding region runs from base 1001 to 3079 and encodes 692 amino acids. Lineage: Eukaryota; Viridiplantae; Streptophyta; Magnoliopsida; Malpighiales; Euphorbiaceae. Gene Ontology annotation, molecular function: DNA binding; protein dimerization activity. The transcript has 5 exons. The record is from RefSeq and is a predicted model, not a curated record.